ACAGGAAAGUGUCAGUUGUUUUGUCAGGGGGAUGAAGAUGGCGGCGUGCAGGUGGUGUGGAUUUGCUCUCACUGUUUUAUGGCUGGUUAUUGGAGUUUCCUUUGCCUCUCUUGGCUUCCUGAACCUAGAGGAGUUAACAGAAAUGAAAUACGGUAUCGAAAUUCUUUCGGAACCUGUGAUUAAAGGCCAGAGCAAAGCUGACAACAUAGUGACAAUCUCCUCUAAGUACAAGCAGAAUUAUGAAUGCAAACUUCCUGCUGUUGCUGUGAAGUUCCAUCAGGAGAGGGAGGAAGAACAGCAGGAGUACUCAGGGCUUGGAAUAUCUGAUUUGCUUCGGCCCAUGGAAGCAGCUCCAUGCCUUAUCAAGACGAAAGACUGGUGGACUUAUGAGUUCUGCUAUGGAAAACAUAUCCAACAGUACCGUGUUGAAGAUUCGGAAGUAAAAGGAGACAUUCUAUCUCUUGGCACUUAUCAAUCUGAAUUUGAUUGGAACAAUGAAACUGCAAAGGCAUCCAAGCAUCAUCGACUAAAGCGUUACCAUAGUCAGAUGUAUGUAAAUGGUUCCAAAUGUGAUCUGAAUGGAAAAUCUAGGGAAACUGAAGUUAGGUUCAUGUGCGAGGAAGGAUUUGGAGAUUAUAUAGCUCGUGUGGAUGAACCCCAGUCUUGCACAUAUGUUUUAACAGUGCACACCACUCGCAUCUGUCACCAUCCUUUCCUGCGCCCUUCUUCCAAUGGCAGCCCACAAUCAAUAAAAUGUCAUCCUGCCCUGAGUCCAGAGCAGUAUGUUGAAUACGUGAAGGCGCAAGUCUAACCUGAAUCAUCAUUGGAAUCACAAAACCUUGAAGAGGAACACAGACAAGACCUGGAUGAUACAGAUUUUUGGAAUAGAGUUUUAAGACCACAAGACAGAGAGGCACAGACUGCAGAAACAGAUAACACGGUCAUGAAAAAAAUGUUCGUUAUAAGAUGAUUCGGAAUCCAGAUGACCUGGUGAAAUUUAUUGCCGAAUUAAAGAAAAGUGAGAAAAAGCAGACGCAAGAAGACGGUAAUGACUUGCACAGUUCACCCAGUGAAGAAGACACCAGCCCAACAUCUGAUAGAAAUUCUGACGAUGAGGAGGAUGAACGGGCUCUCAUGCAAGAGUUUGAAAAUGAGUUGGUAGACAUCCUACUACCAAAAACUGAUUUAUCACAAGUGAAAGAAGAUGUGAAAACUGAGAUGGUGAAGGAAUUUGAUAACAUUAUUAAUGAGGCUCAAGAAGAGUUGGAGACAGAAGGCUUGAAAGGAGAAUUUGAUAGAAAAGAGGCUUCCAAAUCACUAGCCACAACUCUAAACAAACUUAUCGACAAACUGGAUGACACAGAUACAGAAAAAGGAGAGGACACAUCUAUGGAGGAUGAAAAGAGUAGCGAGAUCCAAAGCAACCCUGAGCCAAUUGCAAAAUCACCAUCUGAUGAACAAUUGGAUGACCGUAUUAAAGUCAGGGUCACUAAGAUACAACGAGGCAGCUCUGAGCAGGAUGGGAGGAAGGUGAGCGAGAUGAGCAGCGACAAUCCACAGCUGAAGCAAAUUCAGAAUGUUGUUAAAGACUUGCUUGAAAAAGAAGGACUAAAAGCAGAAGGGAAAAUAGAAAUUAAGAUUCUCACCACGGGUGGCUUUGGUGAUGAAGGUGAUGGACACUGGCUUUCAGAAGAAAACCUAAAGGACAUUUUUUUCAACUUAUUGAUUCAAGGGACAGAAGAGGCACACAAAGAACAGAAACGACAACAGCAGCUAGAAGAUAACUAUCGAUUUGUAUGGAAUGAAAAUCAGGAUGAUCUCAAGAGCAAAAGUGCAAACUCAGACUCUGAUGAUGUGGAUUUCUAAACAUACAAAACACAUGUUUUUUUUGUCUUUCAAAGAUACUGGAGCGCAGAAUUAUUUGGAAUCUGCAAAUAAGAUACUUUUAUUAUGCAAAGGCGUCCUAAUAUCUGCAGGAUAUGCAAUGCUUUAAAGCUGUUUAAACAUUGCAAAGCACAAUUCUGGUUUCUCAUUGUUUUGCAGUUCUAGAAUUAAUUGUGUUCUGCAAUAUUAAAAUGAACUGCUUAUAGCAUUUUGUCUAUUUCUUUACUACUAAACACGCUAUACAAGAAAUGUGUCUGCUUGUAUGAUUGGUAAUACUAUGCAUCUGAAAAGUUAAAAUUCAAGACUGCUCUAAAUCUUUGUGGGUAGAGCAACUUAUUCCUUGAUGCAAAUAUUAACUAAUGUGUUUUUCCCCAGUUUUUUGUUGUUAAAUACAUACUUUGCAUUUCUCCAUUUAAAGCAGCAUCUUAUUUAACUGCUGAAUUUGUUAGACUGAGACUGUGGGGUUUUUACAAGCGUCUCUUGAACCACAGCAUGGCACCAUGUUAAAUUAAUAGGUAAAAAUAACCUUUGUGUCUUAUAUUAAAAUAAUCUGUGGAUUGUGAUGCUUCUAUUGUAUAAAGUUAAUUAUUGUAUAAAUUAUUUUUUAUUAAUUCAUGGCAAUCUCCUUUUGUAGUGUUGGGGUCCUUAAAUAGCAAUAGCUGGAUACAUUCUUUUGGUGCUAACAAAUCUAAAAUUAAACACGCGCACCUUGUUUUAUUUUGAUGCACAGCAUUGUUUAAAUGCAGGGACUAAUAAGAUUGGAUAGAAAUGCACCUUGCUAGUUUAUUGCUUAAAGGGUCAGACCACACCUUUAGUCAUCUUAAAAGUCGUAUCUUAGAUUAAGCUGCAUAUAGCCUCCUGCAUCCUUUCUAUAUCAUGCAGCAGGAACAGUAAAAAGGUUUUUUUUUUACUGUCCCUUUAAGAAUAAAUACAGGCCUUGCUAUAAUUUGUUCCCCUACACAACAAUAAAGUUAUUUGUUUUUAGAACAUUUUCUGUAAACAAAAUAAUGUUGUUUUUUAAAAAAAAUAAUUGGUAAUUGUGUUGAAAAAGUAUUUCCUAGAGCAGUGUUUCCCAAACUACUUAAUUUGGAACUUUGUUGUACUUUAUGUAAUUUGCAUUUCUGUGAAAAAAAUGUACUAAAACAAUUGCACUUUAUGGAAAGGAUUAAAGCAAAAGGAAGAAAAAUUGACCGCUACAGAUGUACCGUCUCAGAAUGCAGUCCUAGUAUGUUGAAGGUUGACAUUUCAGGCUCCUUGUGAGGGAUCAUGGGUUACACCAAUACAUAUGAAGCCCUAUUAUAGGAUUAAUUGCAAUAGUUUGUUUGGGAAAUAUAGCUAUUCAGGAUAGGCAGCUAUUUUUUUCAUAGAGAAUGUAAAUUUGCUAUUGUAUAGCUCAGGAAUAAAUAAACUGCUGUAACUUUUACAUUAAA
Molecule: messenger RNA, 3314 nt
Organism: Bombina bombina (fire-bellied toad)
Lineage: Eukaryota; Metazoa; Chordata; Amphibia; Anura; Bombinatoridae
Gene: OS9
Product: OS9 endoplasmic reticulum lectin
Biological process (GO): retrograde protein transport, ER to cytosol; endoplasmic reticulum unfolded protein response
Cellular component (GO): endoplasmic reticulum lumen
Source: RefSeq, a predicted model, not a curated record